GGGGGCGAGAGGCAGGGACCCGUGCCCGCCGGGCACCCCGCCACCCUGCCCUGCCCGGUCGGCGACCUCGGCAGCCCCGCGGCCCGCGCUCCCCCACCGCUGCCCCUCUCUGCACGGGAUCGCUUUGCACCCGAGCGAGACCCGUUUCGUGUUUUUUUUCGCAUGCGGUGUCUGUGUGCCGGCGUAUAAAAGAUAACGACAUGUGUAAGGAUAGGCGAACAGCAUGUACAGCGGUGGCGAAUAACAAGAAUACAGAUGGGCGAAUAAUACGGAUACAGUUCGACGAAUAAUAUGGGCAGAGAUGGAAAAAAUAAUAUGGAUAUAUAUAGGCCAAUGGUGUGGAUACAGAUGCGCUAAUAAUACGGAGACAGGCAGAGCAAUAGCACGGUACAGGAAGGAGAAUAGGACGGGUAUAGAUGGGCAAAUAUUACGGAUUACAUGUAUACAGAUGGGAGAACAAUACGGAUACAGAUAGACGAAAAACCUGCAUGUAUCGACAGGCGAAAAUCUUGCAUACAGACCGGCGGAGAGGCGGCUCCGUCCCGCUCCCCCGGCGGUGGCUGUUUCUCCAGGAGGAACCCGUCCGUGGGUGCCGGAGGGACAGCAGCGGCGGGAGGCCGGGCGGGUUAAUCAUUACACCGCCGAGCCGCGUUAGGCGCAGCCUAACGUGCUGGGGACAAGCCCUUCCCCAGACGCUGGAGAGGAGCCUUCGGAGGCUGAGGCGCCCCCGUUUUCCUCCUUGUUGUUUUUUGUUUCCUCCCCUUACAGAGAAAGAUAAGAGCCAGCAGAGCAAGAACGAAGAUGCGGGGCCUGAGGACCCCUCCAAGAAGAAGAGGCAGCGGCGGCAGCGGACUCAUUUCACCAGCCAGCAGCUGCAGGAGCUGGAGGCCACUUUCCAGCGGAAUCGCUACCCGGACAUGUCCACCCGGGAGGAGAUCGCCGUCUGGACCAACCUCACCGAGGCCAGGGUUCGGGUUUGGUUCAAGAACCGCAGAGCCAAAUGGAGAAAGAGAGAAAGGAACCAGCAAGCCGAGCUUUGCAAAAACGGCUUCGGUCCACAGUUUAACGGCCUCAUGCAGCCCUACGAUGAUAUGUACCCCGGCUACUCCUACAACAACUGGGCAGCUAAGGGCCUGACCUCCGCUUCCCUCUCCACCAAAAGCUUUCCUUUCUUCAACUCCAUGAAUGUCAACCCUCUGUCUUCUCAGAGCAUGUUCUCCCCUCCAAACUCCAUCUCCUCCAUGAGUAUGUCUUCAAGCAUGGUACCUUCUGCAGUCACCGGGGUCCCUGGCUCCAGCCUCAACAGCCUGAAUAACUUGAACAACUUGAGCAAUCCCUCCCUGAAUUCUGCAGUGCCAACGCCAGCCUGUCCUUAUGCUCCUCCAACACCUCCGUAUGUUUAUAGGGACACAUGUAACUCGAGCUUGGCGAGUCUGAGACUUAAAGCCAAGCAGCACUCCAGUUUUGGCUAUGCCAGCGUGCAGAAUCCCGCUUCCAACCUGAGCGCUUGCCAGUAUGCGGUGGACAGACCCGUGUGAGACACCCCAGUAGGAAACACUGCAUGGGGAUCCCACCCCCAUCUCCCGCAGAGACUGAGUAUUACGCUAGAAAGUAAUGGGCACUAGACAGAAAGAGAAAGGAGGAAAAAUCAGAGGCAGAGAGAAAGGAAAAGAGAGAGAAAGAGAAAAAAGAGGAAACCACUGAAAUAAGAUAGUUCCUUUGUUUUCAAAGGACCUCCUACAGAUUAUGAGAUCUUUCUUUCACUAAGAGUAUUUCAACAAUUACAAGGACAUAUAUAUAUAUAUAUAUAUAUGGACAAAUGUUUGACUGGAUAUGAUAUGACAUUUUAAUGUUCCUAUAAGCUUGUUAUUUUUUAAGUUUAGCAUUGUUAACAUAAAAAUGACUGAAAGGAUGUAUAUAUAUCGAAAUGUCAAAUUAAUUUUAUAAAAGCAGUUGUUAGUAAUAUCACAACAGUGUUUUUAAAAGGUUAGGCUUUAAAAUAAAGCAUGUUACACAGAAGCGAUUAGGAUUUUUUCGCUUGCGAGCAAGGGAAUGUAUAUACUAAAUGCGACACUGUAUGUUUCUAACAUAUAAUUAUUAAAAAAAAAACAUUGUGUGAAUAUCAGUUUUAGAAUAGUAUCUCUGGUGGAUGCAAUGAUGUUUCUGAUAUUGCAAUGUAAAACAUGCCCUGUGUAUAUCAUUUCGUACAAUAUUAUUGUUUUACUUUUCAGCAAACGUGAAAAAAAUGUGUUUUAUUUCAUGGGAGUAAAAUAUACAGCAUACA
Columba livia (rock pigeon) is the source of this 2284-nucleotide messenger RNA. RefSeq names its product paired like homeodomain 2 (gene PITX2). Bases 417 to 1538 code for a protein of 373 amino acids. Gene Ontology annotation, cellular component: nucleus. Gene Ontology annotation, molecular function: DNA-binding transcription factor activity, RNA polymerase II-specific; RNA polymerase II cis-regulatory region sequence-specific DNA binding. The transcript is spliced from 2 exons. NCBI's taxonomy places the organism in Eukaryota, Metazoa, Chordata, Aves, Columbiformes, Columbidae. The record is from RefSeq and is a predicted model, not a curated record. Gene Ontology annotation, biological process: regulation of transcription by RNA polymerase II; anatomical structure morphogenesis.